This is a messenger RNA of Haliotis rubra (blacklip abalone), 892 nucleotides long. RefSeq lists its product as uncharacterized. The transcript is spliced from 2 exons. The record is from RefSeq and is a predicted model, not a curated record. Gene Ontology annotation, molecular function: protein dimerization activity. Bases 348 to 809 code for a protein of 153 amino acids. NCBI's taxonomy places the organism in Eukaryota, Metazoa, Mollusca, Gastropoda, Lepetellida, Haliotidae.
UCGUUUUCAUUCUGAUUCACAAUGCCAACCAAAGAAAGAACAAAGAGGAAAAGAGAAGAAGCUGUGAAGGCUGAAGCAAGGAAGUGUCGUCGACUCGUGGAUUUCUUCGCGCCAAACAGACCCGAUGUAGAAGAUUCAGAACUUGUUUGCUAUGACAUUGACAAGUGGUUGUCAUCCAGUGGACCAGCUCCUCAAACAACUCAGAAGAAGAAAGAUGCAGGUCACAAGCUUGUCUUGGAAACAAGGUCGCCCCUGGCUAAAAUACUUUGAGGUUGCAAACGAGGAGGGUGAAACAAGCUCCAUGAUGUUUUGUUCUCUUUGCACCAAGUGGAAUAUGAAAGGACGAAAUGGAUCCAUGGUUUGGACACAAGUUGGAUGUCACAUUUUCAUAUAUUGACAUACUAUUCAAAUUACAGAUUACAGAACUGGCAGAACACUUGGCAGGCCUGGAUGUUGAUAAAACACAGCUUGAGUGGAGUCAGGUCAAGGAACUCUUUGCUGAGGAAGUUGACACCUGUUCACCAUCCAAUAUCCUGAAGACUCUGACAAGCCUCAAGCCCCAACUGGGAGACUUCUACCCAAACAUUGUGAAGCUCCUGAGUAUCCAUGCUACUGUGAUCCUUUCGACAUCAGAGGUUGAGAGAGUCUUCUCCAGGGCGAAACUCAUUGUGACAGACCAUAGGAACAGGCUGAAAGUAAAUAACUGCACCAAGCUACUUAUGGUCAGCAUGAAUGCUAAGUCUUCUACUGACAUUGACUUGAGGAAGUGUGUGGCCAAGUUCUUGGCACGAAAGAAGAGGAGAAUAUGAACGAAUAAUUUUAUGAACUUUGCAUCAAAGCAUGCCAAACAGACCCAAAUUAUGUCAUCCACAGUAAAUUAUUGAACCCUUAA